AAACGCGAGCGCAGCAGACGGAUAGAACUUCACCGGCGGCAACAUCUGACGUUUGACUCCGUGCCGUCUGUGCGGUAGUCCUCUUCUCGCGCCCGCUCCCGCGGAAACACAGCAUUCCGAACAGAUAAACGAGGGAAAAUAGAACAGAUAAAUAAACACAACGGAUAAAUGAAGCGAUGGACAUGAUUGAAGGACUGACGUGAGAAUUAAGAGUACAUUCACGGAGUCAAGCUGCCAAACCGUCGCAGAGGACAUACUGCCUAUGGAGAGUGCUCUGUGCGCAGCAGGGGGUAUGAUAUGACUCUGAGAUUUAAAUAAAUAAAUAAAAAGCUUCAAAGCAGGGAUAAAAGGUUUGGUUCGGUUUCCAAAGACAAACAGCAGCUGGGUGCGCAAUUUGGAGACACAAUUUUCCCUCUUGCAUAAAUGCUCGCGUGCCGUUGGUGCUCUCUCGCACUCCCGCGGUUCCCCAUCGACUCCGACCGACCGGCGCGCGCUGUGCGCCUCCCCCCGGUUCUCUCCCACGCGAGCCGAAUCUGAUGAGUCCCCGUGGCCGUUUCACGCGCACGCGCCCGGGCUCCUCGCGCUCAGCAGCAGAACCGGCAGAAUCAUGUCUUCGUCGCGCAAGAUCUCGUCGGAGUCAUUCAGCUCGGUGGGCUCCGACUGCCUCGAGAGCCCCGGAGGAGAGGAUGGAGAUUCGUGUCCCUUCUCGCGGGUGUUCUGGAACGGCAAAAGCCCCGUGGAGAAGCUCGCGUGCCCGUUCGAAGACCAAACAGUACCCAAACGGGCGACCAGACGUAAGCGCGUCAAUCUUGACUCGCUUGGAGAAAGCUUGAGGAGGUUAACUUCACCCACGACACAGACUGUUCAACAAGCUCUCCAGAGAACACUAGAGUUCUACAGGCAAAAAGAGAUCAGAUGCAGAGAGGAUGGGAGAGGAGAGGAGCAGCGUGCACUGGAUAAGUGCCCCUUCAUGGACACCUCUGGCUCAGAAGAGGACAUCUCAGGAAUAUUACAGUACAUGGCCACUCUACUGGGUGUGCGGUUCUGGGAGCUGCGCGAGCGUCUGGGGGAGGAGUACUUCGGCCUGUGUCUGGAGGAGAACGAGCGCGGCCUGCUCGCCGUCGGGGGCAACCUGCAGGACUUCUUCAACGGCUUCGACGCCAUCUUGGAACACAUCCGAACGUCAACGGGCCGCCGCGCCUCUUCAGAGAGCCCCUCCUUCCAGUGCACUGACCCCCUUGAGGAGGGGAGGGGCCGGGGCGGAGGGGGGAGCGGAGGAGAGGGCGCGCCAGAGAGGGAAGGAGGGAAGAUCCUCCUGCUUCACUGUCUUAACCCCGCCCCCGUCGUCGGAUUGGUUAUGCCGGGCCUGAUCCGGGCCGCCGCCCGCAGAAUCUUCCAAUCACACGUGGAGGUGGAGGAGGCCCCUUCCCUGAUGCCCUCGUUGCCCAACGAGGACGCGGAACACUCAGACUCCACCCCCACCCCGUCCCCGACGCCGUCCCCCUCCUCCUCCCCCUCGCCUCCCUCCCCCACCUCCUCUCCCCCCGUCUGCCUGUCCUUCCUCAUCCGGGGAGAACGCCUGCCGUCCCGCACCUUCCCCCCUCCUCCAGCCGAGACCCCCACACGGACCCCCCCUCUCCCUGUCCCCUCUCCCCCCACCGACCUGCGUAUAAGCCUGGCCACGUUCUGCCGGGCCUUCCCCUUCCACCUGGUUCUGGGGCCCCACAUGGAGCUUCUGCAGCUUGGGGAGGGCCUCAGGAGGCAGGCCCGGAUCGAGCCCCACCGGACCCUCUCUUUCAGGGACUGCUUUGAGAUUGUGUCCCCCAGGAUUGAGCCCUCAUUUCAGGGCAUCUUGCUGCGGCAGGCCUCCCCCUUCACCAUCCGGACCCGACCAAACAGUACUGUGCCCGGGACCAAGGAGAAG
Molecule: messenger RNA, 1924 nt
Organism: Hypomesus transpacificus
Lineage: Eukaryota; Metazoa; Chordata; Actinopteri; Osmeriformes; Osmeridae
Product: guanylate cyclase soluble subunit alpha-2-like
Biological process (GO): cGMP biosynthetic process; response to oxygen levels
Cellular component (GO): guanylate cyclase complex, soluble
Molecular function (GO): heme binding; guanylate cyclase activity
Source: RefSeq, a predicted model, not a curated record